Molecule: messenger RNA, 470 nt
Organism: Arvicola amphibius (Eurasian water vole)
Lineage: Eukaryota; Metazoa; Chordata; Mammalia; Rodentia; Cricetidae
Product: histone H2A type 1-E
Exons: 1
Coding region: 18-410 (130 amino acids)
Cellular component (GO): nucleosome
Molecular function (GO): DNA binding; protein heterodimerization activity; structural constituent of chromatin
Source: RefSeq, a predicted model, not a curated record
UUCUUUAUAUCUUUAUUAUGUCUGGACGCGGCAAGCAAGGCGGCAAAGCUCGCGCCAAGGCCAAGACCCGCUCCUCCCGGGCCGGCCUGCAGUUCCCCGUGGGCCGCGUGCACCGCCUCCUCCGCAAGGGCAACUACGCGGAGCGGGUGGGCGCCGGCGCCCCGGUGUACCUGGCGGCCGUGCUGGAGUACCUGACGGCCGAGAUCCUGGAGCUGGCUGGCAACGCGGCCCGCGACAACAAGAAGACGCGCAUCAUCCCGCGCCACCUGCAGCUGGCCAUCCGCAACGACGAGGAGCUCAACAAGCUGCUGGGUCGCGUGACGAUCGCGCAGGGCGGCGUCCUGCCCAACAUCCAGGCGGUGCUGCUGCCCAAGAAGACUGAGAGCCACCACAAGGCCAAGGGGAAAUGAUUUGAUAACCAUCAGAACUUUCAAAAAUUUUACACCCAAAGGCUCUUUUCAGAGCCCCCA